Molecule: messenger RNA, 1835 nt
Organism: Gilbertella persicaria
Lineage: Eukaryota; Fungi; Mucoromycota; Mucoromycetes; Mucorales; Choanephoraceae
Exons: 3
Coding region: 229-1698 (489 amino acids)
Biological process (GO): meiotic cell cycle; positive regulation of transcription by RNA polymerase II
Cellular component (GO): nuclear chromosome
Molecular function (GO): DNA-binding transcription factor activity; DNA binding
Source: RefSeq, a predicted model, not a curated record
UUUUUUUUCUCCUUCUUUUUUGAUAAUUUUUUAUUUUUAUUUUUGUUUUUAUUUUGUGCCUGAAGAAAUGCAAGACAACAAGUGGACUUCACCACCAGAUACACCACGUAACUACAUGUCACUUCAAUCAAGCUAUCCUUAUAAUAGUAAUGAAUACCCUCCCCUCCCCCUCCCCCUUCUCAACAUGCCAACCCGACUGUCCUUCCCGGGUUAUCAAGCCAACCUCCAAUGCCAGGACUCAUGUCAAGUUCACAACCUGGUACACCCAGACCUGACAUCAUUAGCCCUCCUCCUGACAAAGUAGCCGCACCAGACCUUAUUCGAAGAAGACCUCCAUUGCCUUCAAGACCCGCUAGUUUUACGACCACUACUUUCCAUUCAAACCCUUACCCUACCAAUGUCUCAUUAAGAAGACGAAGAACUGAGUCUUCUAUGUUUUCAUUUGAAACAGGCCCAUCUUUUAGUCCAACAAAACAAAUACUCGAUUUAUGGAAUAUGGACCAAUCUAAUUCUCUGCAAAUCAAUAUAAAUGCAAAAAUGGAUCGAGGUUUCUUUCGUGCAGAUCAAGACUGGACGUGUUAUCGCCGUAAUUACUUUCAAGUGAGCGCUACAUUUGAUGUGGCUGGCAUGAAUUAUGCUCUUCAAGGACCUGAAGUUCCUUGUUUGGUCAGAACUGAAAAUCAAGAAAUUCACCAAGUUGAUUUCUUUUCAAUUGGCGUAAGUGCUCGUGUUGCUGGCAGCGAUAAAAAAAUCGAAUUAGUACAGCACACACCUAAACGCGACAAAGGUCCUCAAAUGGUUCCUGAACCACGCGUUGUCAGUGCUGGAGGUAAUCUUCAUUUGGCUUCUGUGGGUUCCAACCAUAACAUCGUCACUUUUGAACGUAUGCAGUUCAAGACAGCCACCGCCAACAACGGCAAAAGACGUGCUGCUCAACAAUACUAUGAAAUCGCUAUUGAUCUCUGUGCCAACACAUCCACAGGAAAACAAUUCAAGGUGGCUACCAUUCACUCGGCUCCUUUGGUUGUUCGAGGCAGAAGUCCCGGCCAUUAUGCUGAUUCACACACACGCUAUCGUAGUAUGGAUUCAGGUCAACCUUCCUCAGCAUCUUUUGGUAUGACUGGAGGAGGAGGAGGGCCUAUACCAACCACAACCAGCUCCACACCGAACCCUCCUCCCCCUUCUUCUUCAACAUUGGCUACUGCUCCUAGCGCAGGUCCAGAAGAUCAUUAUAUGCAUUCACCUCAAUCUACUCGUUUUCCUGCUUCAGGAAAUCAUGAUUUUGGCCACCCUCCUUAUCCUUAUCCACCCUCACAACCUUCAGGUUAUCCCUCCUACCAAGUAGGCGGCUAUGCCCCCGUCUUGGGCACUCCUCCUAUUGGCUCUGGUAGAAAUGAAGAAGAAAACCCCCACCGGGAAAACAAUGGUUAUCUAAUGCAUCCUUAUGCUUCUCAUCCAUUAAAUCAACAACAAGGCAACGAGUAUUAUGAGAACAACAAUGACAUGUAUAAUAAUAAUAACAAUCAAGACAAUAAGUAUUGGGCUAGGGAACACAUGCCUACUGAACACAACAGAUAUAACAGCAAUAACAAUAAUACUAACACUAAUAAUAACUAUGAAUUUGGAUACAGUAUGCGUCCACAUUCUACUCCUUCCAACUCUGCUAUGGAACCUACUCUUGACGCUGGACGCCGAUAAACAAAAAAAAAAAAGAACAUUUAUUAUUACUCUAUAUAUUUUAUAUUUUAUCAUAAAAGAAUCAUUUCUCCCUAUUUUCAAAAGUGGUAAAAAAGAGAGAAUUAGGAAAGUAACAUUCAGGUUUCUGUACAACUAAA